AUGAAGAAUCUCACAUUUGUUGUUGCUAUGAUUCUCUUAUCAAGCUGUGUCAUAUCCCAAAUGCUUGACUCAACCGAUGAUGAAGAGCUCCAAUGGUCGGAUCCGUUCUGGGCUAUCCUCAAACACAGCCCAAAUCGGCAAUUGAACAAAUGCUUUUCUAAUUACAAGAAGGUAACAAGAUGUUUCAUUAAGGCAUUUACGCGAAAACCAACCAUUGAUUCUGAAUGUUGCUUGGCGAUCAAGAAGUUGAAUAAAAAUUGUGAAAAUACGGUUUUUGCAUCAUUCCGUAAUCCUUUCGUUAGCAAUUAUGUGAAGGAACAUUGCCAAGGUGGUUCUACUCCGGGUGCUCCUUCUCCGGCUUAG
Messenger RNA from Arabis nemorensis, 363 nucleotides. NCBI's taxonomy places the organism in Eukaryota, Viridiplantae, Streptophyta, Magnoliopsida, Brassicales, Brassicaceae. The record is from the annotation of a GenBank genome assembly.